AUGAGAGUGGGAGAAAAUACUUGCCAAAUAUACAUCGGACAAAGGAUUGAUAUCCAGAAUAUACAAGAUAUUGAAAAGGCCAAACCCAUUAAAUGUGGAACAUUUGGUGCAACAUCUUUACAGCAGAGAUAUUUAGCUACUGGAGAUUUUGAUGAAAACCUUCAAAUAUGGAAGCCACAGAAAGUGAAUGCAGAAAAGAAACAUGAUCAUUCAUUAUUGAAUUUUGCCAACUUACUUUUACUUAUGACAGGAACUGUGAAGGUGUGGGACCCAAGGCAAAAAGAUGAUCCUGUUGCUAAUAUGGAACCUGUACAAGGAGAAAACAAGAGAGACUGUUGGACUGUGGGUUUUGGCAAUGCUUAUAAUCAAGAGGAACGUGUUGUUUGUGCUGGCUAUGACAAUGGGGAUAUCAAACUAUUUGAUCUCAGAAAUAUGUCAUUACGGUGGGAGACAAAUAUAAAAAAUGGGGUAUGUAGCUUGGAGUUUGACAGAAAAGACAUAAGUAGCUUGGACUGUGACAGAAAAGACAUAAGUGUGAAUAAGUUAGUAGCUACAUCUCUGGAAGGGAAGUUCCACGUUUUUGACAUGAGAACACAGCAUCCAACCAAAGGUUUUGCUUCUGUUUCAGAAAAGGUAAAUAAGAGGGAAAUGUCUUCUGUGAAGAAGAAUGAUCGCUUGUUUUAG
Galeopterus variegatus (Sunda flying lemur) is the source of this 684-nucleotide messenger RNA. RefSeq names its product WD repeat domain 92 (gene DNAAF10). The record is from RefSeq and is a predicted model, not a curated record. NCBI's taxonomy places the organism in Eukaryota, Metazoa, Chordata, Mammalia, Dermoptera, Cynocephalidae. The coding region runs from base 1 to 684 and encodes 227 amino acids. The transcript has 6 exons. Gene Ontology annotation, molecular function: ubiquitin binding.